Molecule: messenger RNA, 1132 nt
Organism: Anopheles funestus (African malaria mosquito)
Lineage: Eukaryota; Metazoa; Arthropoda; Insecta; Diptera; Culicidae
Product: replication termination factor 2
Exons: 3
Coding region: 111-1070 (319 amino acids)
Biological process (GO): mitotic DNA replication termination; site-specific DNA replication termination at RTS1 barrier
Cellular component (GO): nucleus
Source: RefSeq, a predicted model, not a curated record
CUGUCAAAAGUCAGGACAACAAAACAUUUGUAAACAAAUCUUCUGUGUUGUCCACAGAAAAUAGUCAUUUCUUUUCGUAUUUUCCGAUAAAUUGAAUCGCUUUUUCAAACAUGGGAUGUGAUGGUGGAACUAUUCCUCGCCGUGAUGAGCUGGUGCGACUUAAGAAGAAACCGGAACAGAAAGAUAAAGACGCUGAAAGGCAAUUCCGAUGGAAACAUUGUGCGCUGACUCAACAGCGACUACAGCAGCCGAUCGUGAUGUGUGGAUUAGGCAGACUGUACUCGAAGCAAAAUGUGAUUGAGGCUCUGCUGGACAAGGAGAAAAUGACCGAGGCUUGUGCGCAUAUCAAAUCGCUCAAGGAUAUCAAGAACCUAAACUUAACCGCUAACCCAGCCUAUGAUGAAACAAAGGACGACAAGAGUUCUCCCUACAUAUGUGCCCUGAUUGGACUUGAAAUGAGUGGGCAGUUCCGGUUUGUUGCACUUUGGACUUGUGGAUGCGUAUUUUCUGAAAGAGCGCUUAAGGAAGUCAAGGAAAAAGUGUGCUCGGUUUGUCAAACACCAUACAACGAUGACGACAUUGUAAUCCUCAACGGAACGGAAGAGGAAACUGAGCAAAUGCGCAUAAAAAUGGAAGAACGGAAUGUUCGUGCACGGUCAGAAAAGAAAGCUAAAUCAGACAAAAAGUCUAAGUCAAAAGCUUCUGCUACUGUUACAUCUAACGCCGCUACCGAAUCAGCUGCUGGUGCAACAUCCACUUCAUCUGUGGUUGCAGAAUCGACCAUUACUUCAUCUUCGAGCAUGGUUGAUAAAAAACUGUUGCCAUCUUCCGCAAAGGUUAAUGGCGAGGGAAGCAGCAAAGGUACCAGUAAACCAAUGGUUCCGAAUAAGCGUGCCCUCAUAAGCGACAAGAUAGGAGAAGAUCCAGUUUUUAAGAAGUCUAAGGACGAUUACAGUGUCGCUAAGGAUCCGAAAGCAUCCUCCGUCUAUAAAUCUAUCUUUACGACCCAUGAAAGUGAAAAAGAUCAAAAGCGUGCUCACUGGGUUACAUACAAUCCGUUCUAUAAUUGAACAGGUAUAAUAAGUUUCUGUACAACUAGGUAUGUAUAAAAUAUUUUACUUUCACAAACUAA